GCGGCGAUGGCCUCGGCGGCCGUGGAGAGCUUCGUGGCCAAGCAGCUGGACCUGCUGGAGCUCGAGAGAGACGCGGAGGUCGAGGAGCGCAGGUCCUGGCAGGAAGACAUCUCUCUGAAAGAACUCCAGAGCCGAGGCGUCUGUUUGCUGAAGCUGCAGGUGUCCAGUCAGCGGACCGGGCUGUAUGGACAGCUGCUGGUCACCUUCGAGCCCCGCAGAGGGGCGUCUGCAGGGGUGCUUCCCAGUAACAGCUUUUCUUCCGGCGAUAUUGUGGGUCUGAAUGAUGAAGGCGGGCAGCUGGCCACAGGGAUCCUGACCCGGAUCACCCAGAAAUCGGUCACAGUGGCCUUUGACCAGUCCUGUGAUUUCCAGCUGAGCUUGGACCGAGAGAAGUCCUACCGACUCUUAAAACUUGCCAAUGAUGUCACUUACAAGCGACUGAAAAAAGCUCUGAUCGCCCUAAAGAAGUACAAUUCUGGCCCCGCGCUCUCCCUCAUAGAGGUUCUCUUCGGUGACUCAGCCCCCAGUCCUGCCAGUGACACAGAGGAGCUGACCUUCUACAACACCUCGCUGGACGCCUCCCAGAAGGAAGCGGUCUCGUUCGCGCUGUCCCAGAAGGAGCUGGCCAUUAUCCACGGGCCGCCUGGCACCGGGAAGACCACCACCGUGGUGGAGAUCAUUCUCCAAGCUGUGAAGCGGGGCUUCAAGGUGCUGUGCUGCGCGCCCUCCAACAUCGCCGUGGACAACCUGGUGGAGCACCUGGCGCGCUGCGGGCGGAGGGCGCUGCGGCUCGGGCACCCCGCCCGGCUGCUGGAGUCCAUCCAGCAGCACUCGCUGGACGCGGUGCUGGCCCGCGGCGACGGCGCGCAGAUCGUGGCGGACAUCCGGAAGGACAUCGACCAGGUCUCCGUGAAAAUUAAGAAGACCCAGGACAAGAGAGAGAAAAGUAAUUUUCGAAACGAGAUCAGGCUGCUGAGGAAGGAACUGAAGGAGCGGGAAGAAGCCACGAUGCUGCAAAGCCUCAUGUGGGCCGAGGUGGUCCUGGCGACAAACACAGGGGCUUCUUCCGACGGCCCCCUGAAGCUGCUGCCUGACGGCUACUUCGACAUGGUGGUCAUCGACGAGUGCGCCCAGGCCCUGGAGGCCAGCUGCUGGGUCCCCCUGCUCAGGGCCGGGAAGUGCGUCCUGGCCGGGGAUCACAGGCAGCUGCCCCCCACCAUCGUCUCUGCCAAGGCUGCGCUGGCCGGGCUGUCGCUGAGCCUGAUGGAGCGCCUGGCGGAGGGCUUCGGCGUGGGCUCGGUGCGGGCGCUGACGGUGCAGUACCGCAUGCACCGGGCCAUCAUGCAGUGGGCCUCGCAGGCCCUGUACCACGGGCAGCUCACGGCGCACCCCUCCGUGGCGGAGCGCCUGCUGCGGGACCUCCCGGGAGUGGCUGCCACGGAGGAGACGUGCCUUCCCCUGCUGCUGGUGGACACGGCCGGCUGUGGGCUGUCUGAGCUGGAGGAGGACGACCAGUCCAAGGGCAACCCCGGUGAGGUGCGCCUCGUCAGCUUGCACGUCCAGGCUCUGGUGGACGCCGGUGUCCAGGCGAGGGACAUUGCUGUCAUCACGCCCUACAACCUCCAGGUGGACCUGCUCAGGCAGAGCCUCGCUCACAGGCACCCAGAGCUCGAGAUCAAGUCGGUCGACGGCUUCCAAGGCCGCGAGAAGGAGGCCGUGGUGCUGUCCUUCGUCAGGUCCAACCGGACAGGUGAAGUGGGUUUCCUGGCCGAGGACCGACGGAUCAACGUCGCCAUCACCCGUGCCCGGCGCCACGUGGCCGUGGUCUGCGACUCUCGCACAGUCAGCAGCCACCCCUUCCUGAAGACCCUGGUGGACUACUUCACGGAGCACGGGGAGGUGCGCACGGCCUUUGAGUAUCUUGACGACAUCGUCCCUGAAAACUACUCCCACGAGAGUUCCCAGGGCCACGUCCAGGCUGCUGUGAAGCCCCCCGGCUCUGCCACGUCCACCAGGAAGCCUGGAAGCAGGCAGCCAGAGGGAGCCCCGGCGGCCAGAGCGGCUGCCAGGCAGGCCCAGAGGGCGUCGCGCGGGAAGCCUCCGGGCUCUGAGGUCCAGUCUCAGCCCGGCCUCAACGGAGGCAGCCCAGCGGGAGCGAAGAGCAGAGACAGCGCCGACCACUUCAGGGCCCUGAUCCUCGAGUUUGUGGCGAGUGAGCAAACGCGCCUGGAAUUUCCCUCCUCCCUGAACUCUCACGACAGGAUGCGUGUCCACCAGAUAGCCGAAGAGCACGGGCUGAGGCACGACAGUGCCGGCGAGGGGCAGAACAGAUUCAUAACUGUGAGCAAGAGGGCCCCGCUGGCCACGCAGGCCACGGCCACGCCAGCCACUGAGGCCGUGUCGGCCACACCAGCCGUGCAGGCCCCACCAGCCCCGCCGCCCCCCACAGGGGCUGACAGCCAAGCCCCUCUCUGUCCCGAGCCCCCCAGCCCUGCGCAGGUGCAGCCCCCCGUGCGAGAGCUGAGCGGCCUGGCCCUGAGGCCUGUGCAGCUGGAGAGACCGCAGAGGGGGAGGGGCAGGCAGGAGCUGCAAGCCAAGGGGGGGCCCCAGGCCGCGGGCCCGGCGCUGCGGAAGUCGUCAGAGAAGAGAAAGAAGAAAGACGCGAAAGGACCGGCGGCCCUAGACCUGCCCGCCGCGGAGGACUUCGACGCCCUGGUCUCUGCCGCUGUGAAGGCCGAUAACACCUGUGGCCUUGCCAAGUGCAGGGCCAGCGUCGCCACUCUGGGCCCGCUCUGCCCACACUGCGGCCGCCGCUACUGCCUCAGCCAUUGCCUGCCCGAGAUCCACGGCUGCGGGGAGAGGGCUCACGCCCAUGCCCGGCAGAGAAUCAGCCGGGAAGGAGUCCUCUACGCUGGCAGUGGGACCAAGGACAGGUCCCUGGACCCCGCCAAGAGGGCCCAGCUCCAGAGGAGGCUGGAUAAGAAGCUGGACGAGCUGACCAGCCAGAGGAAGAGCAAGAAGAAGGAGAAGGAGAAGUGAUGGGGUCCUCACACGCGACCCCAGAACUCGUCUUUCAGAA
Molecule: messenger RNA, 3079 nt
Organism: Molossus molossus (Pallas's mastiff bat)
Lineage: Eukaryota; Metazoa; Chordata; Mammalia; Chiroptera; Molossidae
Gene: IGHMBP2
Product: immunoglobulin mu DNA binding protein 2
Exons: 15
Coding region: 7-3039 (1010 amino acids)
Molecular function (GO): 5'-3' DNA helicase activity; DNA binding; ATP hydrolysis activity
Source: RefSeq, a predicted model, not a curated record